Messenger RNA from Ceratitis capitata (Mediterranean fruit fly), 1233 nucleotides. RefSeq names its product Cuticlin-1. The coding region runs from base 184 to 897 and encodes 237 amino acids. The transcript is spliced from 4 exons. NCBI's taxonomy places the organism in Eukaryota, Metazoa, Arthropoda, Insecta, Diptera, Tephritidae. The record is from RefSeq and is a predicted model, not a curated record.
UUUGACUUCAGUUGAUACUUUUGCAUUUAAGCGCGCAGUUCGUAGUCACGGGAAAUACAAAGUAUAAGUAAAUCACAGAAAAUCCUAUUUGCAUCGUAAAUUGUUAGCGCGUAUUUUGUACACUGUGGCAGUUUGAGUGAAAAAGUGUUAAUCAAUAUAUAAAUAAAUAAAAUCUUAAUUGAAAUGCGUACAAUAAUCCUUACAGUCAGCAUCGUUUACCUCUUGGUAUUGAAUGUCUCCAGCGACGACAGUAAUAAAGCACAAAGCAAUGCAGAAAUCUGGCAACAAGAUUUAACGGACACUUUCAAAAUAGAAGGCUCCGAUCAGGGCAUACAAAAGGUCAAUCUUAAAUGUGGUUCCAAUUCGAUGAAUGUUAUGUUAGAAACGGAAAAACCCUUCACUGGCGUAAUGUAUACACGUGGCAGUUUUUAUAAGCAAAGUGCACCCUGUUUUGUUAAACCUUCCACACAAGAUGCUCGUGCUUUGGAAAUGAAUUUCCAAUUAGAUCAAUGUCAAACACAGAAGGAAGGUGAACUUUACUCCAAUAUUGUUGUCAUUCAAAAUGAUCCGGAAUUAAUUACACCUGGUGAUUCGGCAUUCUCGCUGGAAUGUGAUUUCCGUCAACCACGUAAUUUGGAUGUAGAAGCCAAUAUGCAGACACGUGACAGAAUUGUUCGCGGUUCCAAAAUUACACUUACAAGUCCCGAUCCCUCAACACCAGCAACCAAUUCGGACCACUUCGUGCACAGCGAUACGAAUAGUGUUGAAUAUGUGCCAAAUCGUCAAAACCAAAAUGGCCGCCGAACGGAAGCGGAAAACGCUCCAACGGAAGAUAGCACUAUGCAUUUGGGCACUGUGGAGGAGGUUACAUAUACGCUUGAAAGGGAUGAGCUUUAAUAGAUGAGUUAGAAUUUCUAAGCACUGCAAACAUUUUUCACAAAAUAACAAAAUAUGACACAAAAGAAUUAAAUUUUAUACACAAUAAAUACACUUCUUGUGCUAGACAAAAGUCAAAACGGGCGCAAUGAAACGGAGGUGAAACCAUGAAAAUUAAUUCCACAAUUCGUUAAUUUACGGAGGACAUCAUUCAUUCAGUUUUCAAUUACAAUUUAAGUUAAAUAACACAUAAAAAUAAAUUAAAAAACCAUGUAAAUUAAUUAAAAUAAAAUCCUGUGAUAUGUUUGAAGAUGAUUGGAUAGAAAUAUAAUAAAACAUUAUAUGAUUUGUAGUGAU